AUGCCACAAGGUCCCAAAAACGUCGGCAGGCCCCGAAAAUAUGCGUCUAAAGAGGAGAAGGCAAAGCAAGAUGUUAUCGCAAGACGUAUUGCAAGGCGUGCUCGUCGACAACCUCAAUCUGCUUAUAUGAGCGCACAAGGAGAUAUUCGAUUUCGGAUCUACACCGCCCCGCAGACAGACGCUAUGCUCACGCCAUCGACACAACAAACCUCUAUUCACUCCCUCGAUCGCCUCAAUGACCUCGCAAAUAGUACUAACCCAGCAGAUCCAAUCUUAACAGCCUCUUGCGAACCAGUCGAGCCUCAUAGAAACGAAGCAAUACCCUGCAACAAUGAACUUCUACGAAACACAUCUCGUCCAGCCACUCGGUUCAAUACUGGAUACCCUCAGCUGGAGGCCAAUGAGACAUUACAGCCCGGCAUUCCACCUUCAAUAGAGGCUCUACGUUGUAAUAAUCCGGCCUCGGCCAUCUGUGACGCCAAUGACUACAAUGAAAAUAACGAAAUAUUCCUUACGUCAGAUUAUCAGUCGGUCUAUGCGCAUCAGGCACCCGCUGAACCACCAUCUACCCUAGAAGAUGGCCCCGGCACGAACGGCCAUGGAACCCCUGAAAAUCUUGAAGAGAGGGAACGGGGCGAAGAUAUCAUAAUCAAUCAGGAAGAAGAACAUGGUACAACUUAUACCAACGUUGAAAUUUUACCAAAUGAAGAUUCUGAAUCAGAGAUGGGAACAGAGAUAGACUCCUUAGAUGAACAGGAUGAAUCUGGUAGCACUCAUGAGCUAAAUGACAUGAGUGGAUCAAAUCUCUCUCUAGCAAAACAAUAUCUAGAGAGAGCCUGGAGUUGCCUUUGCAACUGCGGGCAACAGGAAUCUAUAGGACCCGAUAGGGACACUCUACUUGGCCUCAGUCAAAUGGCCAGCUACUGGAGAAACCUCGGUCUGCCAGAUGCAAUUGGUCCAGCAUCAAACACAACCGAAGCGGGCGAGGAUGAGAUAAGACCUCUGGAUUGGCGUUCAAUAUUAAGUGGAGGAGAGACACAGCCGCACUUAUGCUUUGAGAAGAGUCAUUACAAUAUUCCAAGCAUCCAGCGCAGCUGGGAUGUGGACAGUGUUAUAAGUUUCGCUUUAUGUCUAUCAAUUAACAGAGGCCUUUACGUCUCGUAUCUUGCGCCCAUGUCGAGAAAUAUGCAAAGGAGCGUUCAUGUCUUUCAUCAAGGAAAACCUCUUCACGCCAUUCCCCAUCUGAGACUUGGUAGUGGACACCAAAACCCCCGGUUUAGUGUUUAUGUCUUCUUCCCCGGAAUUUCACAUGUGCGUCGCACAACAUCGUACCUCACCAACGACGAGCGGCGUAUGUGGAUUGAUAGACUGCUCCUGCCAGCUAUCCGGCACAUUUGCCCUCACGAUGUAAUACAACAUCAUCCCCGAUCGUUUGAUGAUAUCUAG
Messenger RNA from Trichoderma gamsii, 1446 nucleotides. RefSeq lists its product as hypothetical. The record is from RefSeq and is a predicted model, not a curated record. Lineage: Eukaryota; Fungi; Ascomycota; Sordariomycetes; Hypocreales; Hypocreaceae. The transcript has a single exon. Bases 1 to 1446 code for a protein of 481 amino acids.